AUGGGCGACAUUCUACUGUUCUUGACUGGGCAGGAAGAAAUCGACACGGCCUCGCCGCCCGGCAGCCGUAAAGUUGUCAUCGCCACCAACAUUGCCGAGACGUCGAUUACCAUUGACUACAUCUACUACGUUAUCGACCCCGGCUUCGUGAAGCAGAAUGCGUACGACCCGAAACUGGGAAUGGAUUCCCUGGUGGUUACCCCUGUUUCCCAAGCACAAGCGAAUCAGCGAGCGGGCAGAGCUGGACGGACAGGUCCCGGCAAAAAAGCAGGCGCAAGCGGACCAGAAGAAAGCCAAGUCCACGACCCGUCGGGCGAUCAUCUUACGCUACUGAACGUCUACACCUCCUGGAAAAACAACGGCUUCGCCAACGCGUGGUGUUUCGAGAACUUCAUCCAAGCUCGCUCGAUGCGCCGCGCUAAGGAUGUCCGUGACCAAAUCGUUAAAAUCAUGGAACGCCAUAGGCAUCCCAUCAUCAGCUGUGGCCGCGACACAGACAAAAUCCGGCGGUCCCUCUGUUCGGGCUUUUUCCGCAACACAGCCCGCAAGGACCCGCAAGAGGGCUACAAGACUCUUAUUGAGGGUACUCCUGUCUACCUCCACCCGAGCUCGGCACUGUUUGGUAAGCAGGCCGAGUGGGUUGUCUACCAUACCCUUGUGCUCACGACGCGCGAGUACAUGCAUUUCACGACCACUAUUGAGCCUAAGUGGCUGGCAGAUGAGGCGCCAACCUUCUUCAAGGUGGCGCCGACGGAUCGGUUGAGCAAGAGGAAGCAGGCUGAGAGGAUCCAGCCGUUGUAUAACAAGUACGCCACCGAGGACGACUGGCGGCUGAGCGCGCAGCGCAGGGCGGGACGGUCUGGUGGCGGUGGUGGGACAUGGGCGAAGAGCGUGGGCCUGAGUGGAAAACAAUAG
Chaetomium globosum CBS 148.51 is the source of this 915-nucleotide messenger RNA. RefSeq lists its product as uncharacterized. Gene Ontology annotation, biological process: spliceosomal complex disassembly. Gene Ontology annotation, molecular function: RNA binding. The transcript has 4 exons. Gene Ontology annotation, cellular component: catalytic step 2 spliceosome; intracellular anatomical structure. The record is from RefSeq and is a predicted model, not a curated record. Bases 1 to 915 code for a protein of 304 amino acids. NCBI's taxonomy places the organism in Eukaryota, Fungi, Ascomycota, Sordariomycetes, Sordariales, Chaetomiaceae.